CUGGCUUUUUCGGUAUUUACAUGCCAUUGUAAAGUCCAGAAGUGUUUAAUUUAAAAAAACAAAGUAAACAUUACUUAACUAUACUGUUAUCGGUAAAUCUAAGUUUUCGUGCAGUGGUUCAGUUCAGUGCCACUGCAUGUUUCCUGUGUGUGCUUUAUACAUACAUGUUGUUCUUCAUCUUUAGAAUCAGUCACCGAAGAGCCGUCCUGCCACCAAGUCUUACCUUGGUAAAACCAGGAUAUCGUGAAAAAACGUUUACGAAAUAGUGCACGUGCAGAGAGGAUGGCCUUUGUCACGUGCACGUUCUGUUCCGUCUUCCUACUGGUCAACCUGAUUCCAUCUGUCCAGGCUGGCCGAGAAGCGGAGUUUGGAGUUGAAAACGUCACAAUACGUGAGGACGCAUCGGUCGGCAGCACAGUAAAGGACCUGCGAGACUUUCUUAACGUCGGCGGUGGCGUAACGGAAGACACAAAUGGAACGUCGUGGUCAGUGAACAUCACAAGGGGCAACGAUCUUAGACGGUUUGAGGUUGUUGUUGAGGAUCUGACGCUAAUCGUCGCAGCAUCGCUAGACUACGAGUAUAACCCGCGCUACAACCUGUCCCUGGAGCUGACAAAUACUGGAAAAAACAGCGUUUGGUAUGUAAACCUCGCCAUCGUCAUCAUAGACGUGUGGGGAUACCCGCCAUACUACAGCAAACAGUGUGAAACACCAGUUAUAACGGGUACUGGGAACUAUAUCGUACUGAGCAGCCCCAAUGGGCACAUUGAUGUCGUAAUUAAUGGGAUCGAACGACAGUACCGAGACGUUUUCCCCUAUUUGCGUUACGAAUCGCGCUAUGAUAUCAUGAACGAUUGCUCCCUUCGGCUGUGUUCUUCUUUGAUGCCCAAACCGUGGGAUGAUGCAAACUUACUCUUCCCGGCUCUUGAGGCGCCUCAGAAUAAAGGGAGAGUAGAGUUUCAAUGUCGCGACAGACAGUUGACAAGUGUGGGCAAGUUUUUCUUGUUGGAUGUUUCGAAACAAAUGUUGCCUGAGUGGGCACAGGAUAGUCAGUGUAGCAUGGGAGAAGGUGUUAAAUAUGUCUUAGUUGUGGAGAUAAAUAAGAUAAAAUCCACUUCGUCCUAUUGGAUACAAUGUAGCGCUAACGUCACAUUUAAAGCAGCCACAUGGCCCGUUGAUUUUAUAUUUCCGUACGACAUUACAGGAUGUCCCGAGGGCAGGUACGGUCUGUACUGUGACAAGGACUGUGUUUGUAAGAACGGUGCCCGGUGCCAUGGCUUUAACGGUGCCUGUGAGUGCCGCCCGGGUUGGAGAGGAAGGGCCUGUGAUAUUCCCUGGCCUGAAGUUGUCAUCAUAGCGUCACCUGGCGAUUCAGUCGUAAAGUACAUCGGUACUAAUCUGACAUUGACCUGCCUGGCUCCACACAUCCAAGUAUCAAGUAUGAUGUGGCUUUAUGAAGCAGAAAACUAUUACAAUGACACAAAAAUCAUUGAAGAAGGGGCGGUACAGGACAGUUCCAUCAACGUCCAGCCAGUCUCAGAAUCAGACAACGGUGGUUACACUUGCGUGGUAAAAGCUGUAAAUGGUGAAGUGAUUAAUGCAACUUUUACCCUCAACGCCACCAAAUGCCAACCCAACUAUCAUGGGGAAGAUUGCAGCCAAGUGUGUGACUGUGAGUACGGAGGGACAUGUGACAGGUGGGAGGGCUGUCUGUGUCCUCCCGGCCGUCGUGGAGACAGGUGUCAGCAUACCUGCGCACCUGGCAGCUUCGGUUUGAACUGCAGUAUGACCUGUCACUGCCAGAACAACGCCUCGUGUGAUGCAGUAAAUGGCACCUGUUUUUGUUCAGAGGGGCAGUCAGGUGAAUCUUGUGAAAUUGGGCCCAAAUUUAAAAAUAAUCAAGUCGUUGUUAUAGUUGUGGCGUCCGUUCUCCCUGCUAUAGUUAUAGCCGGCUGCAUCAUAACUGUGAUCAUGGCAAAACAGAGGAGCGGGCUACUUAAAACGAACAUAGUAGGCAUAGAAAUGGAACCUCUCUCAUCAUGGGAACUAGAAAAAGAGGACAUUUUUUUCGAACACAUGAUUGGUGAGGGAGAGUUCGGCCAUGUGGUGCGGGGAAGACUGCGCGUGCCGGAAGGCUACCAAGUUUUGGUUGCCGCCAAAAGUAUCCGGCCUGACCGCAUGACGGCGUCUGCUGUCCGCGACUUUCGCCGUGAAAUGGACAUUCUCGCCAGGAUCCACGAAGAAAAAGAGGGGCACCCGAACGUGGUGAAGUUUUACGGAGUUGUGACUAAAUCAGAGCCACAGUACAUUGUUGUAGAGUACGCGGCUAAUGAGGAACUGCGUCGGUACCUGUGGGGUUUGAGAGAAGAAUGCAAGGUCACAGGGAAUAGGAAACUGUUAGAACGUCUCGGAUUUGCUUCUGGUGUGGCUAGUGGGUUAGAAGAGCUGGCACGUCUGAAGAUCGUGCACCGAGACAUCGCGGCCCGUAAUGUCGUCAUCAGCGACAGGAAGGUGGCUAAGAUCGCGGAUUUCGGACUAUCGCGUGACGUUUACACGUCGUCGGCGUACGAACGCACCACGCAGGGCGGGGAGGAGGAGGAACUGUUGCCGCUGAAGUGGAUGGCCGUGGAGUCGUUACGUGACGGGGUGUACACGUGUGAGAGUGACGUGUGGUCGUACGGCGUGCUGCUGUGGGAGAUCGCCAGUUUUGGGGAGGAGCCGCGCUACGCUGGGGGUCCCAUGCACCCGGACAUCUGCACGAUGUUGGCGCUGCUGAAGAAAGGCGUCCGUCUGCAGAAGCCAGAGAACUGUCCGCUGCCGGUGUACCGCAUCAUCAGGUCAUGCUGGAUAGUAGACCCCUCUAAGCGGCCGACGCCUGAAGUGCUGCUGCAAAAGAUAGACCAGUUAAGACCACCGAGGCAUGCGGCCCACCUCGUUAAUCAUGGCAUGACAUGGCAGUAAAGUCUCAUGGGCUGUUUUGAAUCUAAUGCAAAUGAGGAACAGACGUUAUAGCCUUAUUUCUACAUAAAGGCCUCAACGUGGAGCAAAUUAUACAUAAACAAGCGAGAUACAGAGUAUGAUGUACAUUACUAAUGCAUGUCGCCUGGAGCACUGUUAGGCCAAGGACGUCAUGUAGGCCAAUGAACUAUCAUUAUAGUUAGACUAAGAAAGCUAACAUUCCUGCUAAUUCAGCCAGAAGUCAAAUUUACUUUUCCGCAUCAUGA
Molecule: messenger RNA, 3224 nt
Organism: Branchiostoma belcheri (Belcher's lancelet)
Lineage: Eukaryota; Metazoa; Chordata; Leptocardii; Amphioxiformes; Branchiostomatidae
Product: putative wall-associated receptor kinase-like 11
Exons: 2
Coding region: 283-2961 (892 amino acids)
Biological process (GO): cell surface receptor protein tyrosine kinase signaling pathway; multicellular organism development; homophilic cell-cell adhesion
Cellular component (GO): signaling receptor complex; membrane
Molecular function (GO): ATP binding; calcium ion binding; transmembrane receptor protein tyrosine kinase activity
Source: RefSeq, a predicted model, not a curated record